CAAUAGCCAUUAGGCGUUAGCCAUUACGGCCCAUUAGCCAUACUGUGAUGAUUGUACGGCAAUCUCACUGUUGACUGUACCUAGUGUAAUUUACGCAGGUUCUGGUACAACUCACGAUCUCACUGUACAUAGCUAGUAGUUUUUUCACAGUUUAAGCCAGUCGAACCUUACAACCAAUUACGAGGAUUCUAAAAGCAGUAGAUAGCUAGAGCGAAAAUGUCCGGCGUUGAAAAACUAUCACAGAAAGACAUUGCGCAGCGUGGCUGGGAAUGGCAGAACUCUGUUCAGUCUGUGCGCAAUGUGGACGAUCUCUUUCGCUUCAACGAAGAUGAACACCAGCGAAUGAUGAAUGCUAAACCAUGGGAGAAGGACUCGAAUUUCUUCAAAACCGUUCGGAUUUCAGCUUUGGCUCUGUUGAAAAUGGUCAUGCACGCUCGGAGCGGCGGGAACCUGGAAGUGAUGGGUUUGAUGCUGGGUCGUGCUGAUGCGGGUACGAUGAUUGUUAUGGACGCUUUCGCUUUGCCCGUCGAAGGAACGGAAACCAGGGUGAAUGCUCAAGCACAGGCGUACGAAUAUAUGACGCAAUACAUGGAGACGCAGAAAGUGGUUGGACGUGUGGAGAACGUUAUUGGAUGGUACCACAGCCAUCCUGGAUAUGGUUGCUGGUUGUCGGGAAUUGAUGUUGAAACUCAGCGACUUAAUCAAACUUUUCAAGAACCUUGGUUGGCAGUUGUGAUUGAUCCGAUUCGCACGAUCGCCGCUGGACAAGUUGCUGGUGCGUUCCGCACAUAUCCUAAAGGCCACAUCCCUGCUGAAGAAAAAGACACUCUGUACCGCAAUAUCCCCUUGAAGAAAGUCGAAGAUUUUGGAAGCCACUACAAAGAAUACUAUCAAUUGAAUGUGUCGUAUUUCAAGACGUCCUCUGAUAAACGCCUAAUUAAUCAGCUGUGGAAGCAGUACUGGAUCGCGACGCUCAGUUCGUCUCCGUGGUUGAAAAAUCUCAGCUACAAUAUUGAACAGACUCAAGAUGUGGCGGAUAAGCUGCAGCGUGCCACCAACGACAUUCGUCGGGAAAGCCUGUUCAGUGGUCGUGGAUUAUUCGGAGGCGAUUGUAGUGAUGCAGAAACGGAUUUCCAUAAGGCGGUGAAGGACGGGCGCAAAGUGUCCUGUGAAGCUAUGCACGCCAUCAUGACGCAGAUUGUCAAGAAAAGUGUUUUCAACGAUUUCGAAACAACGGGAUCCGGCAAUCAGGAGGACACCGAUAUUGCCGAAAAUGUCCAGGAAAAUGGCGGUGUUGGUGGCGUCGAUGUAAAUCUUCCUGAGCAGCCGGCUGCGGGCCCGUCUGCUCCAGAAAAGGCCCCAUUGGCGACCGGGGAACAAAUGAAUGUCGACUGAGUUGAAUCGGUUAUGCACAACUUGCGUCAUGCUUUUUUCUGUUUUUUUAGUGUGUAACAAUUAUACGAAAUUUCGUUUCGGCCGUUAGUACUUUUUAGAACUGAAGUGAUCACUGAUGUUGAGCAAAUGUUCCAUAUUGAUAAUGAAUUAGAUGAUUCUGGAUAUUUUUAAAAGCUGACGGAAAUGGCAGCGGUAUCGGCUAAUGGUCGUAUGUUUAUGUUUUUGGAUCUACAAAAUGAAAAAUUAUCAACUUUUGCUUUGUAUGAAGUAUGUAAUUGUA
This is a messenger RNA of Paramacrobiotus metropolitanus, 1675 nucleotides long. Its product is annotated as COP9 signalosome complex subunit 5-like. NCBI's taxonomy places the organism in Eukaryota, Metazoa, Tardigrada, Eutardigrada, Parachela, Macrobiotidae. Gene Ontology annotation, cellular component: COP9 signalosome; cytoplasm. The record is from RefSeq and is a predicted model, not a curated record. Gene Ontology annotation, biological process: protein deneddylation. Gene Ontology annotation, molecular function: metallopeptidase activity; deNEDDylase activity; protein binding.